AUGGCUGUGGUGGCUGUGUGCGCUGACGGUGGAAGCUGCAACCACAACGGCUCCACCCCUCUGGUGCUGGCGAAGAGACGCGGCGUCAACAAGGACGCCAUCCGUCUGCUGGAAGGACUGGAGGAGCAGGAGGUGAAGGGCUUCAACAGAGGACCCCACUCCAAACUGGAGACCAUGCAGAUGGCCGACAGUGAGAGUGCGAUGGAGAGCCACUCCUUACUCAACCCCAACCUGCAGAGCAGCGAGGGGGUCCUGUCCAGCUUCAGGACCACCUGGCAGGAGUUUGUGGAGGACCUGGGCUUCUGGAGGGUGCUGCUGCUGCUGGUGGUCAUCGCCCUGCUGUCCCUGGGCAUCGCCUACUACGUCAGCGGAGUCCUGCCGUUCUCCACCAGCCAGCUGGAGCUGGUGCACUGAGGGAGGAGGCGGCGUGGUGAAGAAGACGCAUGGGUUAUGGAGGUAGUGGAGUAAGUUCUGCUUUCCGCUGUGUUUAGACCAGAGCAGAAACCCAGAUUUGUGUUUAUUUGCAGCCCAGAUCUUUCUCGUGGUUAUCCAAACACGGAAGCAGCAUAUUGUAUUGUUGGGGAAAAGUAUUCUAAAAAAGCAGCGAUCCAAAAGAACAAAACUCUCUCUCUCUCCAUUAAUAAAAACAACUUGUAAAGCUUGAGGAGAUUAGCAGGAGGAUUUAGGAAGUGUCUCAUAUUAAGAACAUAAUGUUUGCUUGUUUAAAUAUUAUGUAACAUAUCCCCUUUAAAAUACCAUCACAGUUGGAGCUGCUUUUAAAACCGAGCGAGAGAGAAAACACGACGCUCUGGUUUUGUUUUUAAUGCCGUAUGACACCUUUUUCAUUUCAUUCAUAUUGUAUCUUCUGUUACAAACUGUAUAUUGCCAAUGUUUUGUAUCUUCUACUUUCUUAUUUGUCUGAUCUUUCACUUGUGUUAUUUAUCAAAUAUCCUCUGUGUUUAUUUUCCUGCAUACUGUAAUGUUUACUCUCGCUUCCUUUAGCUGCUUUAUUUUAUUCCAGCUGGAGACAGUUUAGUUAUAAUUACUGCAAAUUGACUCACUUCAGUCUGUUUACAUAACAGAUUAGAAAAGCACCUUGACUGUGUGCCUUUUCAAAAUAAAAAAGCUUCAUGCUUCACAACAGCAAGUUAAGACAUUCCCUCCAGAAGCAUUUAAAUCUGCCCUGUUGUUGUAAACAUCAUAUAUAUAUAUAUAUAUAUAUAUAUAGGCACAAUGCUCAUAAACUGUAGGAUUAAAACAGCAGAUUAACAAUGUUUUGCUCUAUAUUCACUGUAUCUUAACGGACGUGUAAACCAUGUAGAUUUUAUUUGUAGUAGCUUUUUUCCACCUCUCUGUGUACUAUAUACAUCAUUUGAAGUGAAUCCUAAUUUAACGUGUAAAAAGAGAAAAAUCAUGUGUAUGUUUGAUUCUAAUCAGCUACCCAUAUUGUCAGAUUUCUGAUUCAUCUGCUGAUCAGUGCAUUAAUAAAUAAAUACACAAUGUGUUUAAUCCA
This is a messenger RNA of Anoplopoma fimbria (sablefish), 1513 nucleotides long. RefSeq names its product ankyrin repeat domain-containing protein 46-like. The transcript has 3 exons. Lineage: Eukaryota; Metazoa; Chordata; Actinopteri; Perciformes; Anoplopomatidae. The coding region runs from base 1 to 414 and encodes 137 amino acids. The record is from RefSeq and is a predicted model, not a curated record.